UGCUAAGGCACGGGCCCCGUGGGCCGUAGAGACGACAUUAUUGGUGUCGUCCUCUCCCCCCUUCCCGGGGGUCGAGAUGUCGGGGCUGAGCUGCCCAGAGAUGGAGGGCUGUCGUAACCUGCUCGGCCUACUGGACAACGAUGAGAUCAUGGCCCUAUGCGACACCGUCACCAACCGCCUGGUGCAGCCUGAGGACCGGCAAGAUGCCAUUCGUGCAAUUUUAGUAUAUAGUCAAAGUGUAGAAGAACUUCUGAGGCGUAGAAAAGUCCACCGAGAUGUCAUAUUUAAGUACUUGGCAACACAGGGAGUUGUUAUACCUCCAGCUACUGAAAAACACAAUCUUAUUCAAUAUGCAAAAGAUUACUGGGAAAAGCAAUCACCACUGAAAUUAAAGGAAACACCAGAGCCAGUUAUGAAGACAGAGGACAUCCAACUCUUUCAACAGGCAAAAGAAGAUAAAAAAGCUGAAAAGGUUGAUUUUCGUCGCCUGGGAGAAGAAUUCUGUCACUGGUUCUUUGAACUUCUUAAUUCUCAGAAUCCUUUUCUGGGACCACCUCAAGAUGAAUGGGGUCCACAGCACUUCUGGCAUGAUGUCAAGCUUAGGUUUUAUUACAACACAUCAGAACAAAAUGUGAUAGACUACCAUGGAGCAGAAAUCGUGAGCCUUCGUUUGCUGUCACUAGUGAAGGAAGAAUUUCUUUUCCUCAGCCCCAACCUAGAUUCCCAUGGACUGAAAUGUGCUUCUUCUCCCCAUGGGCUAGUUAUGGUUGGAGUUGCCGGGACUGUCCACCGAGAGAACACUUGUUUGGGCAUUUUUGAACAAAUUUUUGGACUCAUUCGGUGCCCUUUUGUGGAGAAUACUUGGAAAAUCAAAUUUAUCAACCUAAGAAUUGUUGGAGAGGGUUCCCUUGCUCCUGGAACAUUACCGAAACCAACUAUUAGAUUUGAACAAAGUGAUCUAGAGGCCUUUUAUAACGUAAUCACAUUAUGUGGUACCAGUGAAGUACACCUUAAUGUAAAGCAGUCAUUGGAUAGUGGAACUGGAGACCAAGCUUUAUGUAGUGGAAAUGAGGCAUUGAUGAACAAAAGAGAACUGAGUUUACCUAACCUUCUAAAGCAUUGAGCCCUGUAUGUCAGCCUAAAAGUCUUCUAUACAGAAACUCUUCUAAAUAUUAUAUCGGUAAUGUGUAAGUGUGUUCAGAUGUGAAGAUGGACAUAUUUUAGUUGAAAUACCUUUCUGGACUACAGAUUGACAUGUUAUGUGAAUAUUUGCCUAUUUCUACUUGAGUUGCACCAAAUUUUCUGAGGGCAUAAUGCAGUUCAUCAAAUAAAUCCCACUUUAGAUGUUAUAGCUAACCAUGUGCCUUAGAAACCAGGUAAUAUUUUCACUUUACUUAUGAAUAUUCUGCUAUUUUUUAUUCCCACUUUUCAUGUGGGAAAAGAUUAAUAGUGUUUAAGACUUUCCCUCUUUAAGUUUCUUAUUUACUUUUAUCUAAGUCUGGAUAAUUGGAUAUUUUGCAAAUGCAUCUCACUACAGUAAUUUUUUUUUAGACUAUUAAAUAUUUUAGAGAUGUUUAAUGUAAACUCAAAGUUCUCAUUUUAGAAAACUUGAAUGACAUUCUUAUGCAAAAAGUCCAGUAAUUUACCAGGUGGAGAAAAAUUUAUUGCCUCUUUAAUAUUUGAGGAACAUUUUUCAGUUAUCUGUUGUAGUACAAGCUAAAUAUCUUUUAUAGUCUGCAUCAUUUUUGGAACUAUUUUGGGCAGUGGUAAAUGCUGUUCUCAAAACAGACCUUAUUCUUACCUAGGCUUCAGCUAACAUCAUAUAUGUAACAUCAUAUAAAGGAAACAUAGUGUUGAAAUUUUAAAGGUGUACCUAAUUCCUGACUUUUAGAUAAAUUACUGUUCUUCAUCUUGAUUGAUCUUGGCAAAGGUGAACAACAACAACAAAAAAACCUCAACCCCACAAAUUUAUAACAUGGGUUUUCAUACAUACAUAUGUAUACAUAUACCCCUACCUCAUAACUUAGAAUUAUUAGCAGUUUUUCACCUCUAAUUUGUGUUACUAGGUUUGAGUUACAAGGUUGAGUUGCCACCUGCAUUACAUAGUUGCUUUAAAGUUUAAAUUCCUCAUUACCCAACAACUAUUUGCUGAUUCUGGAUUUAGUUAGUAAUUUUAUAAAAGUACCAUUUGGAAAAAAAAAUUAUACUGGAAAAUGCUGUGAUGAUGUAUUGUACAUGUUACUUUUUACAUAUAAUUCUGCUCAGAAUCAUCUAGGGAGACUGAUAAGAAUUUUGGAAGCAGGAGGAAAAGACUCAUCUUUUUGUUUUUUUAAUGCCAUGCCUCUUAUGAGGAGUACAAAUUGAUAUGUCCUAAAAUAAGAACUUAAUAAAGGAGGGAAAUCAUUUUUGUCUGCUUUAAGAAUAGUGUAUUGUUUAGAUUUAAUUUACACUUGUCUUGUUCUUAGAUAAAGUUUUAGGCAUUUAACCAAAAUAAAGCAAAUUUUACUGCUAGUUAGACUAUAAGUGUGAUAUAAUUAGAUAUAAAGAAAACAGAAGUUUGCAAAAAGUUGCCUCUUAUACUUUUGUAAGGUACUCGGUCAGGUCACCAGUCUUACCUUUACCUAUCCUAUAGCUCUGCUUGGGUUUUAAAACCAAGUUAUCUUUUUUUUCCUUAAGCUGGAAUUAUCAUUGUAAUGUGUAAUAGAUAAAUAUCCUAAGGAUAAAAUUAAAACCAUUUCUGUCUGUCUCUUUGCGCUGUUGCUGUCAAAUACUGUAGAAGUAUUACUACACAUGUUCAGAAUAGGCAGAGAUUGCCUCUAGCUAUCUUUCAGUAUUCAGUUUUUGAAUUUGUAUAAACCCUAAACAAUGCUGCAAUCUCUGCACAUAGUUUUAAUCAAUCUUAAAAAUUUGAAAUCUUCUUGAGGGUUAGGGCUGUGUUUUAUUUCAAGUGAAUCCCCACACAUGGGCACAUAGAGCUUAAUGUUGGAGUGAAUGGGUGAAUAAAUGAGCAAAAAGAAACAUACUGUGAGAAAGGCCUUUCUGCGUCUAGGUUUUAUUUUUGGUGCUUCUUAUCAGUGGUGGUUUUUUGGUCAUGUAGUCUGUUUUAAUUUCAUAUGUGGAUACACAGAAACUUUUAAAGUAACUCAGAUUUGGGAAAACUGCACCAAGCUUAAAAUCCCAAGGUCAGUGAAUUAUACCUUGAAGGGCCUAAGGCUACCUAGAAAACAUUAUAAGAGAAGCGUAUGAAGAAACAGUAUUCGGAAGAACACCUUGGAGGAGUUGAAAUCCGUUCAUGAAGCUUGAAGUCUGAUUAGGCCUUUGAGAACAACCAGAAGCUUAGUGCAAGGAUUGAACUGUAUUUUUACUACCAUCUUAUUAGUCUGUUUAUUAGGGAAUGGCAGAGACCCCAGCUUUAGGUCUGUCUCUUGCUUUGUUGUACCCAACUGGUAUUUGGAAAGUCUGGAAUCAGGUGGUGAAGAAUACAUUGCUUUACACAUACUUCAUAAUAAUUUGGUGGUCCAAGUAGGGGAUCAUCUGGACUUUUUAUUUGCUGUAGGCUAAUUUGCCAUAACUCAAUAACAGGGCAGAGAUAUCAUUAAGUAUACUUUUUUAUUAAAAUAAAAUCUUAAAGUAAUAUUUACAUUAAGAUAUUUUAUUGGUAUCUAGAAUGCCAAAUAACAUAUUUCAUCUGGCUUAUUAACUGAAAUACCAAACUAUAGGAAAAAAGUCAAUCUUUAAUAUAUUAAGUCAACUUGCAAAAGGUAAACACGAUAGCAAGUAGGAAAAUGUUCCUGGGUUUUCAGAAAGGUGAUAUUUUAUACUAAAGGAAAGCUAGAUACCUAGUCCCAGUAAGAAAUUUUGGAAGUACCAGAAAAGAAAAAGCAGUGGUUUAAAAAUAAAGAUAAUCAGAAACGUGUUUUGUCAGAAUGACUCUUAUGGCUAAGUAGAUCAUAAAAAUGAAAACCAUACGUUUUUCUUAGGAUUUCUAUUUUCACAAAUUAUAAUGCCCUUUUCUUCUUUGGUUCUUAAUUUGGGUUGUGAGGGGUGGUCAUCGACCUUUUGAAAAAUGAGAGGUAUGUUCUACCCAGAAAAAAUAUUUUAGCAUAUAGUAUUAGAAUUUGUGCAUAUUUCAAUGAGUUAUUGGGCCUCCCUAAAGCACAUCCGUGAGUGCUAUAAACAUUCCUAUAUCCUGUGUUAAGAAAUUCUGCCAUAAUAGUUACAUUUCACCCAGACUAAAAAUUUUUUUAUAAAAUUUGUUAUAUUGCCCAAGUAUGUAAGUGAGAGGACUAAAUCUUUCUCAUGAAUGAAAGAAUAAUCUUUAUGAAAUCUGUUUAUGAAAGUUGUUACUUGUGAAUGAUGUUGGGUGUGAAGACAAAAUCUACCAAAAUACUGUGAAGUGGGACAAAAAAAUCAUUUUAUUUUGACAAGAUUAGUGAAUAAUGAACAUACUUUGGAGAAUGAUAAAAAUGUGAAAAAAAAAGUAUCCUUAAGAUUGUUACAAAAAUUUUAUCCUAAAAAGAUUUUUAUUAACUAUAGCUAAUUUUGAUUAAAGAUUUUAAAAAUAUGAAU
This is a messenger RNA of Cynocephalus volans (Philippine flying lemur), 4569 nucleotides long. RefSeq names its product chromosome 1 C3orf38 homolog (gene C1H3orf38). The transcript has 3 exons. Lineage: Eukaryota; Metazoa; Chordata; Mammalia; Dermoptera; Cynocephalidae. The coding region runs from base 77 to 1123 and encodes 348 amino acids. The record is from RefSeq and is a predicted model, not a curated record.